This is a messenger RNA of Malania oleifera, 1398 nucleotides long. Its product is annotated as omega-3 fatty acid desaturase, endoplasmic reticulum-like. The record is from RefSeq and is a predicted model, not a curated record. Gene Ontology annotation, biological process: lipid metabolic process. Bases 1 to 1206 code for a protein of 401 amino acids. Gene Ontology annotation, molecular function: oxidoreductase activity, acting on paired donors, with oxidation of a pair of donors resulting in the reduction of molecular oxygen to two molecules of water. Lineage: Eukaryota; Viridiplantae; Streptophyta; Magnoliopsida; Santalales; Ximeniaceae. The transcript has 8 exons.
AUGGUUGGCAUGCAUGCAGAAAGAGAUGAUCGACGGGCAAAGGCAAACCUUUUGGAGGAGGCUCCAUCUCUUAACGGGUCUAAGCCCGAGCCCGCUAAGGAGGAGGAGGAGGAGGAGGAGUUUGACCCGAGUGCCCCGCCUCCGUUCCGGAUAUCCGAGAUCCGAGCCGCCAUACCAAAGCACUGCUGGGUCAAGGAUCCGUGGAAGUCCCUCAGCUAUGUGGGCAGGGACAUUACCGUCAUUCUAAUCUUGGGUGCGGUGGCUGCGUACGUCGACAGCUGGUACUUCUGGCCCAUCUAUUGGGCCGCCCAAGGCACCAUGUUUUGGGCCGUCUUUCUUCUCGGACAUGAUUGUGGGCAUGGAAGCUUUUCAAACAACACAUUUCUGAAUAAUGUGUUAGGGCACAUCGUGCAUACAUCAAUUCUUGUACCUUACCAUGGAUGGAGAAUCAGUCACAAAAAUCACCAUCAGAAUCAUGCAAACAUAGAAAAAGAUGAAUCAUGGGUGCCGGUCCCCAAAAAGGUAUAUGAGAAUUUGGACCCGUUCACUCGAUUUUUAAGAUUUACGACACCCUUCGCCCUCCUUGUGUUUCCAACCUAUCUGUGGUAUGGGGGUUUGGGUCACUCCCGAUCUCAUUUCAACCCUUAUAGCAAGUUGUUCAAGCCCAAUGAGCGAAAAGACGUCAUCGUUUCAACAACGUGUUGGACUGUGAUGGUGGCUCUGCUUGCGUGGGCUUCCUAUACGCUAGGUCUUGUCCAAGUAUUCAAGUUCUACGGUGUUCCUUACUUGGUUUCUGUGAUGUGGAUUGACCUUGUUACAUAUUUACAUCAUCAUGGUCACGAAGAUGGUAAACUUCCAUGGUAUCGGGACAAGGAAUGGAGCUAUACGAGGGGAGCUUUAACAACGACGGAUCAUGAUUAUGGAUGGAUUAAUGACAUUCAUCACAACAUAGGGACCCACGUCAUUCACCAUUUUUUCCCUCAAAUUCCACACUAUCAUUUGGUUGAAGCGACAAAGGCAGCUAAACCCGUGCUGGGAAAGUAUUACAGAGAGCCCAAGAAGUCAGGCCCAUUUCCGUUUCACCUAAUUGGGCUUUUGAGAAAGAGCCUCAAUCGAGACCACUUCGUCAGCGACACCGGCGACAUCUUGUACUAUCAAACCGAUCCUCACGUCCGCAAAUUCUUCCGGCCCAUCAAGCCCAAUUGACUCUCCCUCCUGAAAGUUUGACCAAAACGGGAGGCAUAAUUGGAAUAUUGUUUAACCACCUCUUUUUUUUUUUUUUUUUUUGGAAUUAGAAAAGAUCAUCCAAUUGUUCUCACGGUUGGAAUCAGACGGUGAUGAGGCAGGUAGCUUUAAGUCAAAACAUAGCAUAUGUUGUAUUGGAUCGCCCCCACCAAC